Agrilus planipennis (emerald ash borer) is the source of this 1723-nucleotide messenger RNA. Its product is annotated as facilitated trehalose transporter Tret1-2 homolog. Gene Ontology annotation, cellular component: membrane. The transcript is spliced from 2 exons. Lineage: Eukaryota; Metazoa; Arthropoda; Insecta; Coleoptera; Buprestidae. Gene Ontology annotation, molecular function: sugar transmembrane transporter activity. Gene Ontology annotation, biological process: transmembrane transport; carbohydrate transport. The record is from RefSeq and is a predicted model, not a curated record. Bases 311 to 1666 code for a protein of 451 amino acids.
UGCUCCAUGUGUAUGGUAUAGUUUGGGUAAUUAAUAAUGCAACAUGCGAUUACGUACUUACUGCAUUUCUUUCGUUGUAUUAGCAUGAAAUGAUUAAGUAACUAGAGAAAACGGGCAUUGUUUUAAGCAUAGAAAAUACGAACACAUUUAAACAGAAAAAUUUAUCAUUAAACAAAUGUUAAAUUUACACUAAAAAUUUUACACGAAACCUGCCAGCUUUUGUUUAAAUGUAGUCUAUGAUUUGUAGUGAACAUGGGUGCCUAAAAGAAUUAAUAAUUUUGCAUUAUAUUACGUGAAAUAAUUCGUGAAAAUGCAGAAACUUCCUUUGAAACGAAAAAUCAAACAGUUUGUAGCUACUGUUUGCAUUGGGGGAAUAUCCCUAGGAAUAUCAUUAGCUUGGACCUCUCCGGUGCUUCCCCAACUGGAACAACCUAACAGUUCCCCAAUCAAGAUAACAAUUGAGGAAUCGUCCUGGAUUGGCGCAACGUUGGCGUUUGGUGCCUUAGUGACCGCGAUUCCCGCGGGUUAUUUAGCCGAUUGUUUCGGUCGAAAAACGUGCGUACUCCUCCUGGUAAUCCCGGUCAUCAUUUUCACCAUUUUAGUAACUUUAGCUACCAAUGUUUAUUACAUAUAUGUGGCGAGAAUAUUUUCCGGGAUGGCCACAGGAGGAGUAUCAGUGGUUGCCCCCAUGUAUAUAGGGGAGAUUUCCGAUAUUCAACUCCGGGGUGUUCUGGGAACAUUUUUCGAAAUGCUUAUCUAUGUUGGAAUACUGAUAACUGCGGUUCUAGGAGCUUACAUACCCUACAAAUCGCUAACGAUAUCACUAGGGUGCAUAUCUUUAGCGUUAGGUGUAGGAUUCCUGUUCUUCCCCGAAAGCCCCACCUAUUUGUUACUGAAGAAAAACAGAGGAAAAGCGGAAAAGUCGUUAAAGUUUUAUAGAGGAAAUGACGCGGAUGUUUCAAGAGAACUGGACUCCAUCCAAGAGGAAAUUGAACAAAUGCAAGCAAAAGAAAAGACAAAACUUUGUGAUGUGAUAACUUCAAAAUCGUCAUUGAGAGCGUUGAUAGCAUGCGUGGGACUUACAGUUUUCCAACAGUUGUGUGCAGUCGAUGCACUAACAUUUUAUUGUGUAGCCGUUUUUCAAGCUACUGCUGUUUCAUUGGACGCUUAUACGUGUGCGAUCAUUGUUACCGUUACUCAAUCGUUUUCGUCAUUAUUUGUCGUUUUUGUGAUUGAAAAAUUAAACAGAAAAACUUUUCUGUACAUAUCAGCAGGCGGUACCGGAGUGACCUUGGCUGCCAUGGGUCUUUACUUCAAUCUGAAAGAUUUUGGUUACGUUUUGAAUUGGUUACCAUUGGGCUCAAUGAUUCUGUUUUACGUAUUUUUUGCGUUGGGCAUGGGACCGAUCCCAUGGUUGGUGAAUAGCGAGUUGUUUUCGUCGGAAAUUAAAGGCGUUGCAAACGGGAUAACUAUCGCUUCUAAUUGGCUAAUGCUAUUUGUCGUUACGAAACUAUUUCCGCUUCUGAUGGAAUUUAAUCCGUUCUGUACUUUUUAUGUUUUUGCAAUUUUCAUGAUCCUCUGUUUAGUGUUUAUUAAAUUUUGCGUGCCCGAAACAAAAGGAAAAAGCUUACAACAGAUUCAAGAAGAAUUAAGAACUGAAAGCUAACAACGCAAUUAGAAAAUAUAAUUAAUACAUAUAUAUUAUAGAUGAAUUUGUAUUAUU